AUGGUUGGAAGCAAGCGCACAAGGAGCAAAACCGCCGGGAUGGCUCAAUCCUUGACGGCCCAAAGCUACUCCUCCUACGAUCCCGCGAUCGACAUGGUGGCUUCACCGCCUCUUGCCGCCGUGAACCCGCAGCAAACCCUAGCUGCCGCACCACAGCAUCCACCCCGUGUGACUGGAACCACCGCGCUAGCCUCUACCGUCGUCGUACCAUCUCAAGGUCCCAUGGCCGGAUCUAGCCACCUUCAUAGCAUCGCCGUUGAGCAUGGUGGAACCUCUCAUCAAGGUGGGCUCACUACCACCAGUAUUCCCUUCAUUGCCCCCAUGCUCGACGCACGCUCCCGCAUACACAUCCAAUGA
Prunus armeniaca (apricot) is the source of this 357-nucleotide messenger RNA. Lineage: Eukaryota; Viridiplantae; Streptophyta; Magnoliopsida; Rosales; Rosaceae. The record is from the annotation of a GenBank genome assembly.